UUUUUCUUCGACCAGUCUAGUCUUCUCGAAUAUUUUGCUUUUUCUCUUUUCUUUUCUCUCUGUCUCUUAAAAUUUCCUAGCACUUUCACUCUUUUUUAUAGUUAUAUUUCUCAGAGCUUGAGAGGUAGAGAGAGAGAGAGAGAGUCUGUGAGAGUUGGAUCUCUUCUGAAUUAAGUUUUCAACUCCUUUUUUUCUUUUUUGGAUAACGAUCAGCUAAAGGGUUCUCUCUGUAUCUGGGCUUUGUAGUGAACUAAGGUUGGAGAGGGGUUUUUGUAAUGGGGAAGGGUUCAAAGAGCAAUUGUAGGUCUGUAUCACAUAAGCUAUUCAAGGAUAAGGCGAAGAACCGGGUUGAUGACCUGCAAGGGAUGUUCAUGGAUUUGCAGUUUGCUAGGAAGGAAAGUCGCACGGUUGAUGUUGCUGUGCUUGAGGAGCAAGUCCAUCAGAUGCUUCGUGAGUGGAAAUCUGAGCUCAAUGAGCCCUCUCCAGCUUCAUCUUUGCAACAAGGUGGUAGUCUUGGGUCGUUCUCCUCGGAUAUCUGUCGUCUAUUGCAGCUUUGUGAGGAGGAAGAUGAUGCCACUAGUCCAUUAGCUGCACCGAAGCCUGAGCCUAAUGAUCAAAGCGUGCAAGUUGGAGGUGAUGUGGUCUUUCAAGAGGGGCAACAGGACCAUAGUUUUCCAUUGAUUGGUGAAUGCAAAAAUUCCUCUUCAGAAGUUCGUGAUAUGGCAGUUAACAACUUGGAAGGGGCUACUCAGGUGGACUAUAAUCAGUUUGAUUUGCAACCAGAUUUUGAACACAACUUCUAUUCUGGUAUUAAUGGUACGGGUUUGUCUGCGGAGGAUGCAGUUCCUCAUACUUCUAGCUAUCUCCCAAGUAUAUGCCCUCCACCUUCUGCUUUCUUAGGCCCAAAAUGUGCACUUUGGGAUUGUCCAAGGCCUGCUCAAGGCAUGGAAUGGUGUCAAGACUAUUGCAGUAGCUUUCAUGCUGCUUUAGCAUGGAAUGAAGGUCCACCUGGCAUGGGUCCUGUUCUAAGACCUGGAGGCAUUGGCCUAAAGGAUGCUCUGCUUUUUUCUGCUCUUAGUGCAAAGGCACAAGGAAAAGAUGUUGGUAUCCCAGAAUGUGAGGGAGCUGCAACUGCAAAGUCUCCAUGGAAUGCACCUGAACUCUUUGAUCUUUCAGUUCUGGAUGGUGAAACAAUUAGGGAAUGGCUCUUUUUUGAUAAGCCUCGAAGAGCAUUUGAGAGUGGGAACAGAAAGCAAAGGUCGCUGCCAGAUUACAGUGGGCGUGGUUGGCAUGAGUCAAGGAAGCAAGUGAUGAAUGAAUUUGGAGGCCUGAAGAGAUCCUACUAUAUGGAUCCACAGCCACUUAACCAUUUUGAGUGGCACCUCUAUGAAUAUGAGAUCAAUAAGUGUGAUGCUUGUGCUUUGUAUAGAUUGGAACUGAAACUUGUUGAUGGGAAGAAGAACUCCAAAGGAAAGAUAACCAAUGAUUCAGUUGCUGAUCUGCAGAAGCAGAUGGGAAGGCUCUCUGCUGAAUUUCCAUCUGAUAAUAAGCGCUCUGUGAAGGGGAGGGCCAAGGUUAAUGCAAAGGUUGGUGUUGGAAGCGUUUAUCCCGUUCCAAAUCGAAUGGCACCAACAAAUGGGACAUAUGAGUAUGGGGUAAACACACCGUAUGAUUAUCUUGUGGACAAUAUAAAUGAAUAUUACCUGACAUAAUCGAGGAAACUUGGAUGGAUGUAGAAAAAGCUGCGUGCUGUUUAGUUACAUUAGGCAGUCUUGGAAUUUAUGUUUUGCACUUUUCUCUUCAGUCGUUCAGUCUUCAAUAACAUGAAACGAAGCUCAUUAUUUUUGCCAUUUGGAGAAUUGUGAAUAGCUCAAUCUCACAUGACGUGCUGUAUUCGACUUUCCUAGAUACUGGAGCUUAUUUCUAACUUCUGGAAGAUGGUGACAAACAGGGAAAAUGGGUGCGCCUUACCCUAGCCCAUUUUUCUAACUAAUUGUGAUAUGUUGAACGCUAGAGACCAUUUACUUUCACCAAUACUGGAAUAGGUGGAUGCAUAUUAUUGCUAUAAUAUAUGUCAUAUUAUGUGUUUUUGAAGUUAAGCCAAUGAUAUUAGUCUUUUGGCAAGCCACUCAAAAGGCAGUCUGCAACAUGUAAUGUGGGAAGUUGCUGCUGGUAUAUAAUAUUUAUCUAUUUAGCUGAUGUUGAAGGAUCACUCUUUAGUUUUCUUACCAUGAUGAUCAUUCAAAAAUUUUGUUUU
Molecule: messenger RNA, 2257 nt
Organism: Quercus lobata
Lineage: Eukaryota; Viridiplantae; Streptophyta; Magnoliopsida; Fagales; Fagaceae
Gene: VOZ1
Product: vascular plant one zinc finger protein
Exons: 5
Coding region: 276-1712 (478 amino acids)
Biological process (GO): positive regulation of long-day photoperiodism, flowering; positive regulation of DNA-templated transcription
Cellular component (GO): nucleus
Molecular function (GO): sequence-specific DNA binding
Source: RefSeq, a predicted model, not a curated record